CUGGGCACAGCCCCGAGAGUAUAAAGCGGCCGAGUUGGGAGCAUCGGCAGCCCAGCAGCCUCCAGCAGCCAUGAAGCCCCUCACGCUCCUCGCCCUGUUGGUCCUGGCCAUGCUCUGCUGCGCCAGCCAGGCGGAUGCCAAGCCCAGCAGCCCAGAGCCCCGCAGAGGUGCAGCCUUCAUGACCAGGCAGGAGGGCAGUGAGGUGGUGAAGAGACUCAAGCGCUACGUGGACCCUGGCCAGGGGGCCCCAGCCCCCUACCCAGAUCCCCUGGAGCCCAAGAGGGAGGUGUGUGAGCUGAACCCGAACUGUGACGAGCUGGCGGAUCAGAUCGGCUUCCAGGAUGCCUAUCAGCGCUUCUACGGCACUGGCACCGUCUAGAGCCUGCGCCCACGCCCAGGCUCCCUCUGCCCCAGACCUGCCCCCUGCCCUCAGGAGUGGGGUCCCCCCUGCCCUCACUGCCCCAGACCCUCCGCCCUCCUGGCCCUGCCCACAGGAAUGGGGUCCCCUCUCCCAGGUGCUGUUCCAGAAUAAACACCCGAAAGGACUUGGUUGUUGUGUCUUUGUCCCUCCCAGAGAGAGGUGCAGCAGGGUGGAGAAAU
Molecule: messenger RNA, 600 nt
Organism: Sorex araneus (European shrew)
Lineage: Eukaryota; Metazoa; Chordata; Mammalia; Eulipotyphla; Soricidae
Gene: BGLAP
Product: bone gamma-carboxyglutamate protein
Exons: 4
Coding region: 71-379 (102 amino acids)
Biological process (GO): regulation of cellular response to insulin stimulus; response to vitamin K; osteoblast differentiation
Cellular component (GO): extracellular region
Molecular function (GO): calcium ion binding; structural constituent of bone; hydroxyapatite binding
Source: RefSeq, a predicted model, not a curated record